CGCUCUGAGCCCUGGCCCGGCGGCGGGGUGGGUGGCUCUGCGCCGGCGGCUGCCCCGAACGCCGGCCCAGCGCCCCAGCCCUGCUGCUGGACGGGGCCGCUCGGCCUGACAUGAGGCCGUGAGCCUGCACCGCUGCCGGCUGAGACACACGAGGAAGAAGUGGCUAGUUCCAUUAUGUGUGCGUCAGCCAAAUAUAACACCCGGGGUCCAGCCCUCAUCCCAAGAAUGAAGACCAAGCACCGCAUCUACUACAUCACACUCUUUUCCAUUGUCCUGCUUGGCCUUAUUGCCACAGGUAUGUUCCAGUUCUGGCCACACUCCAUUGAGUCAUCCAGUGAUUGGACAGUGGAGAAGCGCAGUGUCCAUGAUGUGCCUGUAGUCAAGCUUCCUGCUGACAGCCCCAUCCCAGAACGGGGAGACCUUAGCUGUAGGAUGCACACCUGCUUUGAUGUCUAUCGGUGUGGCUUCAACCCCAAAAACAAGAUCAAGGUCUAUAUCUAUUCACUGAAGAAAUACGUGGAUGAGUAUGGAAUGCUGGUUAGCAACACUAUCUCUCGGGAGUACAACGAGCUGCUGACUGCUAUCUCUGACAGUGACUUCUACACAGAUGAUGUCAACCGGGCCUGCCUCUUUGUGCCAUCCAUAGAUGUGCUGAACCAGAACACGCUCCGCAUCAAGGAAACUGCUCAAGCCUUGGCACAGUUAUCCAGAUGGGAUCGAGGCACAAACCACCUGCUGUUCAACAUGCUGCCUGGGGGGCCACCUGACUACAACACAGCACUGGAUGUUCCCAGAGAUAGAGCCCUGUUGGCUGGAGGAGGCUUCUCCACAUGGACCUAUCGGCAAGGCUACGAUGUCAGUAUUCCUGUUUACAGCCCUCUGUCUGCAGAGGUGGAGCUGCCAGAGAGGGGACCAGGUCCUCGUAGGUACUUCAUCCUGUCAUCCCAAAUGGCUCUUCACCCGGAAUACCGUUCUGACUUGGAGGCUCUUCAAGCUGAGAACGGAGAGUCUGUGCUGAUCCUGGACAAGUGCACAAAUCUGUCAGAGGGAGUUCCUUCUGUUCGUAAACGUUGUCACAAGAACCAGGUCUUUGAUUACCCUCAGGUGCUUCAGGAAGCCACAUUCUGCAUCGUUCUGCGUGGUGCUCGCCUGGGACAAGCUGUGCUAAGUGAUGUACUUCAGGCUGGCUGUGUCCCUAUUGUUAUUGCUGACUCCUAUAUUUUGCCUUUCUCUGAAGUUCUGGACUGGAAGAGAGCCUCUGUUGUGAUACCUGAAGAAAAGAUGCCUGAAAUGUACAGCAUUCUGCAAAGCAUUCCUCAGCGGCAGAUUGAGGAGAUGCAGAGACAGGCAAGGUGGUUCUGGGAAGCGUAUUUUCGGUCGAUGAAAGCUAUUGCUCUGGCCACCCUUCAGAUUAUCAAUGACCGGAUCUACCCAUAUGCUGCCAUGUCUUAUGAAGAAUGGAAUGAUCCCCCAGCUGUUAAAUGGAGCAGUGUGAGCAACCCACUCUUCCUUCCAUUAAUCCCACCACAGUCUCAAGGCUUCACUGCUAUAGUCCUGACAUAUGACAGGGUGGAAAGCCUCUUCCGAGUCAUCACUGAGGUGUCCAAGGUGCCCAGUCUAUCCAAGCUGUUAGUCGUCUGGAAUAAUCAGAAUAAGAAUCCACCAGAAGACUCUCUAUGGCCAAAGAUUCGAGUUCCACUGAAGGUUGUGAAGACCACAGAAAACAAGCUUAGUAACCGCUUCUUCCCCUAUGAUGAGAUUGAAACGGAGGCCGUCUUGGCCAUUGAUGAUGAUAUCAUCAUGUUGACCUCUGAUGAACUGCAGUUUGGUUAUGAGGUUUGGCGGGAGUUUCCUGACAGGCUGGUUGGGUAUCCAGGUCGCCUGCAUCUGUGGGACCAUGAGAUGAACAAAUGGAAGUAUGAAUCAGAGUGGACCAAUGAAGUCUCCAUGGUGCUUACUGGAGCAGCUUUUUAUCACAAGUAUUUUAACUACCUUUACACCUACAAAAUGCCUGGAGACAUCAAGAACUGGGUGGACGCCCACAUGAAUUGUGAAGAUAUCGCCAUGAAUUUUCUAGUGGCAAAUGUUACUGGCAAAGCGGUUAUUAAGGUGACCCCACGAAAGAAGUUUAAAUGUCCAGAGUGCACAGCCAUAGAUGGAUUGUCGCUGGACCAGACACACAUGGUGGAAAGGUCCGAAUGCAUCAAUAAGUUUGCCUCUGUCUUUGGGACCAUGCCCCUGAAAGUGGUGGAGCAUCGUGCUGAUCCUGUCCUGUACAAAGAUGACUUCCCUGAGAAACUGAAGAGCUUCCCCAACAUCGGCAGCUUGUAAAAAGGCAGCUCAGAGGCAAACUUGAGUAUAAAAAACAAUGAGAGAAAAAAGAUGACCAGUGCUAAGAUGAGCCUGAGGCCUUGAAGGAAAAUGCCAGCGUGUGGGUUCGAACUGAGGGGAAGAGGAUUAAUGCCAGGUUCUGAUAUAUUAAUCCAUCCUUCACAAUACACAGAACACUAAUGCAGAGCACUGCAGCUAUUUCUAUAUUACACACAAAUACAGGACAGGUUCUAUGCUUGGGUCUGCCGAAAAUGCCAAACAUUUUUUUCCAGUGGAGCCUGCUUAUACAGAAGGAUAAAGCAGAAUCUUGCUGUGUAAGGAGUGCCUUACAUGACUCCCCUGUUUUGUUAAAUACACUCUUUUGGUUUGAUGCAACCACCAGUAUAAAUGCAAACUGCUUUCAAUACUGGCUACAACAUGUAUCCAGCCUGUUUUUCCCCUUUUAAGGCUGGCAUGCCUACCUCCAUUGAGGUUAGUUGUUGGCUUUAAGUAAUUGAGCAACAAAGAUCCCUGCCUGGCUUUUUUGCUUAGCAAGAUAAAUGUUUUUCUUUAAAACAAAAAUUAAAAAUCCAGUCUUUUGUUGUAGGGUUUAGGGGGCUAAACAUUUUUGCAUUAAAUGAAAAAUAUUUCAGUGGGAAUUGACGCAGAUCACAGCCAAGGGGAUGGUCUCCUUAAUUUAAAGACUUAGAUAUCCCUACCAUCACUACACUUCUCAUAUGUAUGUAUAAAUCUCAGGUUUUCUGCUAUACUCAUAGAAGAGAAGUCCAUUCAAUAUAAAAGACAUUUUAUGGAGAGGAAAAUGUAUCUUCUGCCCUUACUAUGUUUUGCUAUCCCCAAAGCUCUUCCUUAUCAAGAUGGAACCGUUGUUUGUUCAUACAGCAUAUCCAUGUACUGGGGUAACAGCUAAAAUAGAUGAUUGUAUAUGUGAACCCUCUUCAGAAAACAAUGUGCUGUAGGAUAGAUUGUCAUGCACCUCCAUCUGCAGGAAUUCCACUUUACAGCUGGUGUGUGUAUGUGCAGUAUAUUAAUAACACAUACUUAGCAAACAAACCCAUAUAAGCUGCCCUCAUUUGAAAAAUUGCCAAGGGCUAGCCUGUGAUUAACCUAUAGAACCCACUGCCACAGGAUCUUACUUGAACACAUGGCUUAGUAUAAUUUUUAAAAGGUUAGACAUUUGUUAUGGAGGGUCAAGGUGUUUCUCCAUGGUUAAAGUUGAUCUGAAUAUUAUCUGUCUACACUAGAGACAAUAAAAUUUUCAAGGAUGAUCAGUCUUCGUGCUCCAGCAUAUAAACUGAUCCCAAGCUGGAACCAGAGAGAAAGUCUCCUCUUUGCCCAAGUGGUAUAGUGUCCAUCUAUUUGGUGCAUUAUGGGCAGUUUGCACUUUCCUCACUAGCAUCCAGUACUGCAACUGUUGGAGGCAUCAUAUUUGAUGGACCAUCUUUCUGUUACAGUAUGACCAUUCUUAUAGUUCUGCCAAAUCCCAAACAGCAGGGCAAGUGUUAGCACUCUUAGUUCAUCCCUCUGCCCUGAGAAUGACAGGCAGCAAUGGCAAAAAUCAAAUGGAAGUCAAGCCAGAAACAGGAAACAUCUGCUCCCUGUUUGUGUCACCCCAGUAAAACUUUCCUCAUUGCCCAACACAGUGGAGGUGUUGGAAAUGAGAAGCCUGUUAGAACAGUAGCUGUGAGGGGAUACUUCAACUUAGAACUCUCAAGGGAAGUGUCUGUAAACUAAAUUGUCUCAUACUUGGGAAUGUUUAAUUACCGAUAAAUUCUAGGACUUGUUUCUAGGACCUUGCAGUCUUUGCUACGUUCUAACUGUGCUGUGGGGGAUGGUAGCAGGCAAUGGCAGGAAUAGCUGUCCCGGUGAUGGUAAUGCUAAUGACUUUUUGCAUACAGGGGGUACCACUGGGUGAGGAACACUGUUUCUCUGCUGCUGAACAGUUCUUCCCUGCAGCCUCCACACAUGCACUUACUUCCUGAGUCUGUUAGUUUAUGCCUGAAUUAUGUCCUUGUGCUUAAGAAUCAGACUGCAGCUCAAUUUCCAUAAAGCAGCUUGUUUUUAAAAGGGAAAUUAUGACAGCAGAAUAUGCUACUGAACUGACCCCAAAGGUGGGGCUAACCUCAGGAUGGCAGAGGUUUGGGAGUGUUCCAGAGAGAACUUCUCCCAUGCACAGUCUUGAAACUGCUGCAACCUGGUAGUUCCUACUUAAGUUCAUAGGCAAAGGUUACAUGUAGUUUUUGCACAAACACUUAUAGCACAAGGCAAAUUUCAGAUUGGGGGAAUAUGGUGGCCUAGAAAUAGAAGUGGUGGGUGCCAGCCUGACAAAGAAAAGCUCUGUGUAGCUCGAAAGUUUCUCUCUCUCACCAACAGAAGUUGGUCCAAUAAAAGAUUUUACCUCAUCCACCUUGUCUCUCUGAAACCCACCUAAAGUGAUCUCUAGGUUUGACACUCUAAGUGAUCAACAGCCCCUCAUGGCCAAGAUCAUGUGGGCUUGAGCAAGUGUCUCUUCCUUGAUAAGCCCAAGAGCCAUUACGUCAAUUAACCUGUCACAUUUUGUCCUGCAUCAUUUCACAGAUGUUUUUUAUAUUCCAAACUCUAUUUAAUGAUGGUAUGUCUCCGUUCUGUGGUAUGGAAAGUGACUGAAUAUAAAGUUGGGCAGCUGUCAAGUCUAUAGGGCCACUUCCCCAACCCAUUUAUAAUUGUUGUGUGUUUCUGAAAACGAUUCAAAAACUGUAAAAUAGUAAAGUGUGUAUGAGAGAGAAUUGGGAUGAUUCUAUUGUCGGUCAUUAAAUUAAGAGAAUUGUUAACUGUUCAGCUUGUAUGUUUUAUUAAAAAAAAGUUCAGUAUGGAUAUUAAAAAAAAAAAAUUAGCUCAAAA
Messenger RNA from Trachemys scripta elegans, 5208 nucleotides. RefSeq names its product exostosin glycosyltransferase 2 (gene EXT2). The record is from RefSeq and is a predicted model, not a curated record. Gene Ontology annotation, cellular component: membrane. Gene Ontology annotation, molecular function: glycosyltransferase activity. Bases 175 to 2331 code for a protein of 718 amino acids. Lineage: Eukaryota; Metazoa; Chordata; Testudines; Emydidae. The transcript has 14 exons.